AUGACUUUAAUUUUGCCAUCUGCGUUACCACUUCCUCUACUGUCUACUAUCCUGGAUACAUUAUUUACGAAUUUCCAAGCUCCUACCAUAUCUCUAUUAUCCUCCCCAGCGCUUUCGACCGCGGCGGCUGGCUUAAGAUCCGGUCUUGUCGUUGACGUAGGAUGGCGUGAGACUGUUGUGACGAGUGUUUACGAGUAUCGAGAGGUUCAGACCUUGCGGUCGACGCGAGCCACAAAACUUCUUGGGGAAGAGAUUUUGAUGAUGUUGAGCCGACUCAUAAACCCAGAGCUAUCCCAGAUGAAAAACCCAGAUGCGAGGGCAGCAGCUCGAGAACUUCUAAGUUUCGAGGAAUGUGAGGAAGUAGUUACACGAAUGGCUUGGUGUGGGCCUGGUCAAAACAAGUCACCACCAGAAGAACACACCGACGGACUAGCUUCUGUUAAAGAGGAGGAUGAGUUUAGAUCGAGCAUGAGGUCACUCAAAAUCUGGGGAGGAACCGAAACCGAGCCGCAAGUUUCAAUUCCACUCAAGUCUUGUAGUCCACCAAGAACCUUAGAGGUGGCAUUUUCGAAUCUUUCUGAUCCUUGUGAGGAUGCCCUUUUCGCUAAGGGUGUGCCAGAAUCAGAAUUAGAUGACGAGGAGAUGCCUUUGCACCUGCUGAUAUAUCGAAGUCUCCUCAAGCUUCCCACAGAUGUGAGAUCUAUUUGUAUGGCACGCAUCAUCCUCGUUGGAGGAGGUUCUAAGCUUCCGGGAUUGAAAAGUCGUGUCCUCAAUGAGCUCUCUACUCUUGUUCAGCAGAGAGGUUGGAAUAACGUUCAGGGUAAAGCUGUUGAAGCUUAUCGAAAUAACCCGAAGCUUAACAAAGCUCGAAGUCGAAAUUUCGACGAUGGCCCUAUUCCAGUCACUGCUGGUCAAGAAGUGCCUGCAUAUUUACAACCACAUGAUGAGGAUCCUAUCGAAGAAGCAUUGCGGAGAGAAUCAAGAAAGCGCAAUCCGCCUAUGGAGGAAGGGAGCCUGCGGGCUAUAGAUUCUCUGGGCGCUUGGUCAGGAGGUAGUCUGUUAUCACACUUAAAAGUCCCUGCUGUGUCGGUGAUUGACAAAGACCAAUGGCUUCAACAUGGGUCUCUGGGCGCCUCGAGGGGUGGUGAAAUAUCUGUCAGCUCGAGGCAGAGUAUGGGCCCUGGAGCAUUUAAGACUGCAGGUGGCGGAGGUGAUAGGUCGAGUUGGACACUUGGAUUAUGGGCGUAA
Molecule: messenger RNA, 1248 nt
Organism: Glarea lozoyensis ATCC 20868
Lineage: Eukaryota; Fungi; Ascomycota; Leotiomycetes; Helotiales; Helotiaceae
Product: Actin-like ATPase
Exons: 1
Coding region: 1-1248 (415 amino acids)
Biological process (GO): microtubule-based movement
Source: RefSeq, a predicted model, not a curated record